AUGCCGUUGUUCCCGCCCUUGUUUGACGACGCCACGUUCAGUCGGGUGCUCCUCGGCGGGGAGGCCUACCCGGGCCUAGAGGACAGCACGCACCUGCCGGGCGUGCGCGCGGCGCUCAUCCUGGCGUACGGCACCAUCAUCGCCCUGGGCGUGGUGGGCAACUCCACGGCGAUCCACGUGGUUUUCCGUUUCCGCAACUUCUUCAUCGCCAAUCUGGCUUUGGCCGACCUCCCGGUGGCGUCCCUGUGCCUGCCUUUCACGCUGGCGUACACCCUGCACGGCGAGUGGGCAUUCGGCCGGGCGUUGUGCUUCGCCGUGCCUCCCUGCGCUCAGGGCGCCGCCGUGCACGUGUCCACCAUCACGCGCAACGUCAUCGCGGUGGACCGCCUCCGAGUGCUCUUAAGCUUGAGGUCGCAAACAUUCUCCUUCAGGAUUUUCUGUGAAAAGAGUAGAAUUCAUGGUUCCGUCAAUCACAGCAAGCUGUCCGGGUCCUGAAGACGCAAAGCAGCCUAAGAGCAUCACACUGCCACGACCAUGUUUGGCUGUUGGUAGAAUGUUCUUUUUCUGAAAUGCAAUGCUCCAUUCACACACCUUCCAAAAAGAUCAACUUUCAUCUCGUCAGUCCAUAUAACCGUCUCCCAAAGGUCUUGGGAAUCAUUCAGAUGUCUUGUUACAAAACUAAGACGAGACUUGAUGUUCUUUUUGGUCAGCAGUGGUUUUUGCCUUGGAACUCUGCCGUGGAUGUCAUUUUCGCCCAGGCUCUUCCUUCUCGUUGUGUCAUGAACUCUGACCUUAACUGAGGCAAGGGAGGCCUGCAGUUCUUCAGAAGUUGUCCCGAGUUCCUUUGAGGCCUCCCGGAUGAGUCGUUGCUGUUCUCUCGGGGUCAUCCUGCAAAGGUUCACCGCUGUUCCAUAAUUUCUCUUAUUUGAGGACAAUGAUGCAUAAUGACGCUUUGCUGGAAUCCUAACGCUUUCGAAAUGGCUUUGUAACCCUUUCCAGACUAAUACUUGUCAAUGACUUUGCUUCUCGACUGUUCUCGAAUUUCUGUGGAUGGCGUCAUUUUGUCGCAGCUUUUUGAGAUCCUUUGUCCGACUUGAUUUUGUCGGGACAGAUUCUGUUUCGGUGAAUUCUUGCUCGAACAGGUCUGGAGGUAAUCAGGCUCGGAUGUGAGCAGUGAAAAUUAACCAAACAUUCAAAUC
This is a messenger RNA of Phyllopteryx taeniolatus (common seadragon), 1199 nucleotides long. It is a transcript of the gene npy2r, whose product is annotated as neuropeptide Y receptor Y2. Gene Ontology annotation, cellular component: membrane. Gene Ontology annotation, biological process: G protein-coupled receptor signaling pathway. NCBI's taxonomy places the organism in Eukaryota, Metazoa, Chordata, Actinopteri, Syngnathiformes, Syngnathidae. Gene Ontology annotation, molecular function: G protein-coupled receptor activity. The record is from RefSeq and is a predicted model, not a curated record.